Ambispora leptoticha is the source of this 1707-nucleotide messenger RNA. The record is from the annotation of a GenBank genome assembly. Lineage: Eukaryota; Fungi; Glomeromycota; Glomeromycetes; Archaeosporales; Ambisporaceae.
AUGGGCGGUGCUUUAUUUCCCGAAGAAUAUGCUCAUUCUUCCUCCUCUCUGCCUCCUCUUGUACGUUUGGAGUAUGAUGAUGAAGCGAAUAUUCGUCCCAACGUGUUUAAGCAUAGAACGCCAAAACAAGUUAUGUUUCUCUCGAUAGUUGGAGGUAGAAGCCAUGUUAAACCCCUAUUGGAAAUAGGACAAAUAUUAGUUGAUCGUGUUUCUCCAAAUGCAAAUAAAAUAAUCGCUCGUGAACAUCCAAAGAUCGAGCUCAUUACAAUUGAUCCAAUCUGGGAUGAAACCACAACAAUCGCACAAAACUUGUUUCUCGACGAAUAUGUCAAUUUUCGACAUUGGCGUGCACUCUUUCGAAAGACUGAAAAUCACUAUCCGUACGCUUUUCCUAUAUUGCUAAAUGCCACAAUCGAAAGACAAGCAGAUUUAUUGAUAUGUGAGAUGGAAUGGAUGGCAGAAAUUUGUGCGGAUGUUGCUUGGGUUUUGGGACUACCCAUUGUAUUAGAGCAUUAUGAAUUGGGUGCAGCUGUGAAUGCACCUUAUAAAUCAGAUCCUCUCUAUACAACAAAUCAUAUUUCGGGAUGUCAUGUAUCGCUCGAGAAUUUGUCUUUUUGGGAUCGUUUCAAAUGUGUUGCGAUUUUGCAUCCGCUAUUGAAGUUAGUUCAGUAUGAAUCAAUGUUUUAUUUUAAUUCGCAUCGUUCUGUACAUGGGAUUGAAUGGGUUUGGAGUCCUAUGGAACGAAUUAAAGACUCCCUUUACCUUGCUAAUACUUUCUUUGGAUUUGAGGUUCCGGAAAAACUAUCGCCACUCGUUCAGGAAAUUGGACCAAUUUAUUCUGAAUAUUAUGAACCAUUAACCAAGGAAUUAAAAGAAUUUCUCGACUCACAUCCGAGAACGAUGUACAUUGCAUUCGGUGACCGCUUCUGGACAACUCCAAAAAACUAUGAAAAAAUUAUGCAAACUAUCCUUGAAGCAAUGAACACAAAACUUCUUGACGGUGUAAUUUGGUCAACUUCUGUAUCAUAUUUGGAGGGUAUGCCUGGAAACUUUACACUCAACGAUGGAACAGUUAUCGACACUGCUCAGAUAGUCGCGAAUAAACAUCCUCAUAUUCUUCUACAAAAUUGGGUGCCACAAUUUGCAACUCUUAAUCACACAAACAUAAAAUUAUUUCUCACACAUGGCGGCUUCCAAAGUAUCCAAGAAUCUCUCUACCACGCCAUUCCAAUGCUCGUGCUGCCUUUAUACAUUGAUCAACGGGGAAACGCCGAGAGACUUAUGCUACAAGGAUGUGCAUUAGCAGUAUCGAAACUUUCUUUAUCUGUCAAUGACAUGCUUUCCAAAAUGCGUAUAUUAAUGACAGACGACCAAAUAAAAUCGAACCUUUUAAGAAUGCAGACUUUGGCGAGGAUGAAUGGGAAUCGCAAGUAUCGUGCUGCCGAUUUGAUAGAAUAUGUAAUGGAUCACGCAAAAUUGGGUCCAAAUUCUGGUAGGAUACCAACUGUCCAAGAAUGGCUUACGCCGGAUCGAAGGAUGGGUUGGAUUAAAGGAAAUAAUGUAGAUAUUUUUGUUGUUGUUAUUUUGGUUAUUUUGGUUGAUCUAUUUGGAUCUAUAUGGCUUGCGAGGAGAAUUACACAGUUUGUUUUGAAUUAUAGGAUAGGAAAAGGAAAAGAUGUAAAGAAAACAAAUGGUAACACGAAGUGA